Molecule: messenger RNA, 5521 nt
Organism: Anolis sagrei ordinatus
Lineage: Eukaryota; Metazoa; Chordata; Lepidosauria; Squamata; Anolidae
Source: RefSeq, a predicted model, not a curated record
ACUCAGGAAAGAGAGAGAGAGAGGCGGGAGCAGCAGGAUCCCUGGAGGAGGAGGAGGAGGAGAGCAGCAGCAGCAGCAGUGGAGCCAGGGAUGCCGCCGCCUCCGCUCCCAAAGCCGGGUCUCAGCGCUGACUGACUUCCCCGCCUUUGAGGAGCAGCAGCAGCAGCCAGGAAGCUGCGUCGUUCGGGGCCGGAGGAUUGCGCCGCUGCCCGGCCGAGGAGCCAGAGAGCGGCGCCGCGCCGGUGGAGGGGGCACCCGGUGGCCCGCCUUACGCCACGCCGCGGUCGAGGCCUGGGAGCCAAGCGAAGGGAGACAGAGAGAGAGAGAGAGAGAGAGAGAGGCAGCCUGGAGGGGAGGAGACCCCAGCAGGACAGGUCUUUUUCUUACAGAGCAAGCAGCAUGCUUUUGACUACGGAAAUGGAAAAAUGGAAGACUGCUUAUUACCUGUAUUAAAAUGGAUUAUUUAUUACUAGAGUAAAUAAGGUGCUGGCAAUCGUUCCUCAGCUUCUGCAUCUACAUAAAAAUGAGUGAAGUACAAGCAAUGGUAGAAUUCUCCGUGGAGCUCCACAAAUUUUACAAUGUGGAUUUGUUUCAAAGAGGCUUUUACCAGAUUCGUGUAUCUAUGAAAAUUCCUCCAAGAGUUCCACACAAAAUUGAAGCAAGCUUGUUACAUGCAGCCAGCGCAGAUCUUGCCUUUCCAGCGGCAGUCCAUGACAACAUAGUCUGUAGUAAAACCUUUCAGAUUCUCUAUAAAAAUGAGGAGGUGUCUGUGAAUGAUGUUAUGAUCUUCAAAGUUAAAAUGCUGCUGGAUGAAAGGAAGAUUGAAGAAUCUCUUAAUGAAAUGAGCUUCCUGCUUUCUUUAGAUCUACACUUUACAGAUACAGAUUAUUCGCCAGAGGAUCUGAACACACUGCAGCUAAUUAGCAGCCGAACACUAAAGUUGCACUUUACCUUACAACGAGGCCUUCAUCACUAUGUCAAUGUCAUGUUUGACUACUUUCACCUCUCUGUCGUUUCUGUUAUAAUCCAUGCCUCCUUAGUUGCUCUUCACCAACCAUUGAUAAGCUUUCCUCGCCCAAUCAAGAAUACAUGGCUAAACAGAAAUGCACCAGCACAAAAUAGGGAUUCUGUGAUUCCUUCUCUUGAAAGUGUUGUCUUUGGCAACAAUUACUCCAAACAAUUAUCAGCUGAUGGCAGCACCUUUAUAAUAGCAGAGCCUUUUUUGAAUCACGCUUACAAUCUCCACCAAACACUUUGUGCCAGUUUGCUGCUUGCGUUCAAAGGAUUACACAGCUAUUUCACUACUUUAUCAAAAGAGCUGCCUACAUCUCUGAAAUUAGAUGCAGCGAAGCCCAGCAUGCAGGUCCUUUAUGAACGCCUUCUCAGAAGAAAAUACCACCGAAUCCAGGGGAACGCCUAUCUAGAAAACAUAGAUGUAGAUGUAGAAGCACGCCUAUCAGAACUCUGUGAAGAAAUAAAGAAAAUGGAAAAUCCUGAUGAACUGGCAGAACUUAUAAAUAUGAACCUUGCUCAGCUUUGUUCACUUCUGAUGGCUUUAUGGGGACAAUUUCUCGAAGCUAUUCACUUCCAAGAUGACAUCAUUGCAUUGCUAGCACAAGAACAUCACACAGUCCGUGUGCGUAGAUUUUCUGAAGCAUUUUUUUGCUUAGAACAUCCAAGGGAAGCAGCCCUUGCAUAUCAGGAACUUCAUGCCCAGAGCUACCUUCAGAUGUGUACUGCAAUAAAAAGCACCUCCUUCUGUAGUUCUCUCCCACCUCUCCCAAUUGAAUGCAGUGAAUUGGAUGGAGAUCUGAAUUCCUUGCCUAUAAUCUUUGAAGAUCGAUAUCUAGAUUCUGUGACUGAAGAGACAGAUGUACCCUGGUCUACAACUCAUCAGAAGUCUGAUUCCAAGAAACCAGAUAAAAUAGAUACUGAAGAAAGUUGCGUAACUGGCUUUUCCAGCCCAGAAUUGAAAAAUCGUUCCAUGGCCUCCCAUGCUUGGCAGUCAGAAAGCGAAAAACAGUUCACUAAGUCUUCUAAAGGAAAGAAUGAAGAUGUAAACAAAUCGAAAGUUAAAGUUACCAAAUUGAUGAAAACAAUGAAACCAGAAAAUCCCAAGAAAAUUAUAAAGCAAAAUUCUAAAGACUCUGUUGUCUUGGUCGGCUACAAAUGUUUGAAAAAUGCAGCACAAGAUGACAUUUCUAAAUACUUUGAAGGAACUCUUUCAGAUAAUCAGAAAGAAGGAUUAGAUUUUACUAUGGGUAGGCAUCCUUGUGACACGAAGAACUUCGUGCGACAAAUCAGUGAGAAGGAAAUUACAGGUUUACCAUCUAGUACUGAGCAAAUUACUACCAAACUGGAAGGGAGUAAAGAAGGCCAGCAUAUCUCUGUUGUUUCUCAGUGUGCAAAUUCAAUCAUUUUUGGUAAAUCUGAUCUUCCCCAAGCAGGUAUUGGGGGUACUCAUGCAGAUAGCAGUUUGAUACCUAGAAGUUCUGUUGAAAAUUAUACUGGUACCUCUGGAGUUACCAAAAUAGAAGUAAAACCAUACUGCAGAAACAUUCACGGGGGAGAGAAAGUGUUUGUUAGAAUUGGUUCACAAAUUGAAGUUCCAAGUGGUGGAGAAAGUGGAGGGAACUUGCAGGAGCAGCCCACUUUUGACAGACUAGAAUCGGGAAAGAGAGUUAAAUCAGAAGAAGAGGAACUGCUGCUUGAAAAGGAAGUUGUGCAAGAAACAAAUUUCCGACUCGUUAAGGAUUCAUUAGCAAAGGAUGCAACCAGCCAGUCCACUCUGUCACCAAAGGAAACACCUAUUGCAGCUGUAAGUGGAGAUGUUCUUAGGUUGCCCGAUGUCAGCAUUACCUGUGCAUCUUCUAGAUUUUCAGAUUCUGGUGUUGAAAGUGAACCGAGUUCUUUUGCAAUGCACCCAAGUGCAGAUGGGACUUUUGAAACUCCUCAAGGCCAAGGUACUUGCAGCACCGAGAGAGUAUUUCCUCAGCUUUUGUUAAAACCGGAUUGUAAUAUUAAAAACCUGGUGGAGAACCAUUGUACAGAAAGUACAAGUGCUGUUAGUGAAAUACAGUCCUCCCUGACAUCGAUAAAUUCUCUUCCUUCUGAUGAGGAUCUUUCCCCUGAUGUAAACUCAAAGACAUCUGAAUGCCAGCUAAGCGAUAGCAAAACUGUAUUAGACCUGGGAGCCAUUGACUUGACAAAAUGUGAAGACAACGAGGAACCAAAUGUUUUGCUACAUGACUGUGUACCAUGUUCAGAACAGUCGGACAAUGAAACUACUUUUCUGCCUUCUUUGUCCUCCAAUGCAAAAUGUCCUUUACAGCUGCUUUCAGGUGAUGAUAUGUGUACAGAUAUGAACCCACCCUUGGACACUGGCACAGGUUGUAAAGAUAUCCAAAUACUGGAGAGAGACAUUCAUACUGUAGGAGAAACAACUGAACCCCCAUCAGGAGUUGUUUGUCCAGGGGGAUCAUGUGUUGUUUCAGGUUCAGUAUCAAGCGAGGGUGGUGUGGAAAGACCAAGCGAAGGAGAUUUUAAUGAAUCCUUAGAGCAAAAAAAGCUAGCUGAUAAAUUGUCAAGUACAACAAAUGAUGAAGCUUCCACAAAUUUGAAUAUCUUCUCAUCAGAAGGAAGUACAGAUAUGUUGAAGCAAGGACUUGUAGAAAACUACUUUGGCUAUCAAAGUAGUACAGAGAUUUCAAAUAUAUAUUCUGCUGACCCUAACAAUUCUGUUAGCCCUCAACGGGGAACAAUUUGUUCUGUUUCAACAGAGGAGGAGGAGGAAGAGGAGCAAGAUCAAGACAUGGUUGAAAAUGGGUAUUUUGAGGAAGCAGAUGAUAGCAGUGUAUAUGGAGCGACCCACGAUGCCGAGGAAAUGUUUGGGCUCACAAAUGAGACUUCUUUAACAACAGACAGAAUGGCCCGGGAACUUCUUUUUGAAAAUGCAUCAAAUCUCUCUCCAUUCUGUCCUCCGGGGAGUUUGACUUUUCCUUCUACAUUGAAAGGAUAUCCAUCCAGUGUGUUAUGGUCAUCAAAGGACAAACCUAAUGCAGUUCUCAAGCCACCCAGCAAUGUCUCCUGCAGUACUGAUUCGUCUGUCCCUUGGUAUGAGUGGGCUGCCAAGCCUCAAAUGCAAGCAUUCCUUCAGGCUAAAGAGGAACUGAAGCAACUUCAGCUCCCUGGAUUUAUGUACAGUGAUGUUCCCAAACUGGCAUCCGCAGUACCUUAUUUCAGUACUGAAGAGGAAGAAAGUACAGAAGAUGGAAUACAUCUCAUAGUCUGUGUCCAUGGUCUAGACGGUAACAGUGCAGAUUUAAGAUUAGUAAAGACGUACAUCGAACUUGGUCUUCCUGGAAGUCGUAUAGAUUUCCUGAUGUCUGAGAGAAAUCAGAACGAUACAUUUGCUGACUUUGAUUCAAUGACUGAUCGUCUUUUGGAUGAAAUAAUACAAUAUAUUCAAAUUUAUAAUCUAACUAUUUCAAGAAUCAGUUUUAUUGGGCAUUCAUUAGGUAACCUAAUUAUCCGCUCGGUGCUUACAAGGCCCAGGUUUAGAUUUUACCUCGGCAAACUUUACACCUUCCUGUCUCUGUCUGGACCACAUCUUGGCACACUCUACAACAGCAGUGCUCUUGUUAACACAGGCCUCUGGUUCAUGCAGAAGUGGAAAAAGUCAGGGUCUUUAUUGCAGUUGACGUGUCGAGAUCAUUCAGACCCUCGCCAAACCUUCUUGUACAAACUUAGUAGAAAGGCAGGUCUUCAGUAUUUCAAAAAUAUAGUAUUAGUUGGAUCUCUACAAGAUCGUUAUGUCCCUUACCACUCUGCCCGCAUUGAGAUGUGUAAAACAGCUUUGAAGGACAAACAGACAGGACCAAUAUAUGCUGAAAUGAUCCAGAAUCUGCUUCUGCCUGUUCUCCAAAACAACGAAUGCAGUUUGGUUCGUUAUAAUGUCCAUUGUGCAUUGCCAAACACAGCCGAUUCUCUCAUCGGACGAGCUGCCCACAUUGCUGUUCUGGACUCUGACAUAUUCUUGGAAAAGUUCUUUCUGGUUGCCGGCCUCAAAUAUUUCCAGUAGGAAUAAAACCAAUUGUAACUGACCUGGCAUAUUACCUCAUUAAAAGAGAAUCCAAUAACGUGCGAUAUUAAAACUGUAGCUGCCGCUAUAUUUUAAGAGAUAUUUAUACUUUUUUAUAUGGAAGAUAAUUUAUAUCAUCCAUGUGAAGAGCUUUUUUAACAUCGACUUUACUUUCUAGGUAAUGUGGCUGUGCAAUAUUUUUUUUAACGUUCGUUUUUACGUUUUUCUAUUUUUCUUAUUUUGGGUACCUAAUUAUUUCAGAGCUGAGAUUUAAGUACAGUUGUGUACAAUUGGUGGGUUUAUGGGCUCUCUUGGUUGCAAAAAAUGUCAGUGCUUAUGUGACAGUUUUAUGCAUCUUUUGAUGCCAAAAAGCAAUCUGAAUGUUAACAAGUGCAACAAGAAGCCGUUAAAUUUGAUAGAUCUGUUUCAUAUUGUGGAAAA